Messenger RNA from Penicillium bovifimosum, 1056 nucleotides. RefSeq names its product protein-lysine N-methyltransferase. The coding region runs from base 1 to 1056 and encodes 351 amino acids. NCBI's taxonomy places the organism in Eukaryota, Fungi, Ascomycota, Eurotiomycetes, Eurotiales, Aspergillaceae. The record is from RefSeq and is a predicted model, not a curated record. The transcript has 4 exons.
AUGCUCAUCUAUGAACUACAUAUGGCCGACCCAAUUGACAAAUUAGCGGCGCAGUAUUUCCAGCUCGUAGAGCUGCCGAAUCUGGCAUUGCCGCCAGGCUCUGUGCUGAUCCAGCCAGCCGUGCAAGCAGCUCUAUACGAGCGCAUGUUCAACGAAAACGUCUUUCCUAUCCCACCAGACAGCUACCGAAGCCGAGUGCUGAAAGAGAUUCUCUCGCGAAUCGAGGAAUCAAUCACUGACCCAGAGGAGGAUGAGAUCAACGACGAUCUCAUGGAAUGCUGGAGCACACUAGUCUCCCAGCCGAAACCAUCAGCCCUACAGCAAGCGCAGCAACUAUCGCUUGUCAAGUACACAGCACCUUUAUCCAGUGGGACACCAUCUCCGCGCACAGUCACGAUUUCCGAAUCACGGGGCUUGAUUCUAUCCGGCGGCACGACCGGAAAUCGAACAUGGGAGGCUGCUCUGCACCUCGGCUCGUUCCUUGUAUCCGAAGCGGGCGAAGCGCUCGUGCGCGGUAAGAGGGUUAUUGAGCUCGGCGCUGGCACCGGGUUUCUGUCGCUUCUUUGUGCACGGCAUCUUGGUGUGCGCUCGGUUGUUGUGACUGAUCGGGAGCCGGUUCUUAUUGAUAAUAUACGUGAUUGCGUGCGGCAUAAUUUGCAAGGGAAAGAGUCUAUUCCUAUUUAUCCUGCUAUUUGGGAUUGGGGCACUCCGUUGGAGAAGUCGGGGGACCUUGCUGGAUUGAUUUCCGAGGGCGGGGAGACCGGUUUGACCUUUGAUAUUGCACUUGGUGCUGAUCUAAUCUAUGAUACGGACCUUGUUCCAUUGCUCGUUUCCACUGUGCGUGAUCUCUUCGAGAACUAUCACAUUAAGGAAUUCAUCAUUGCUGCUACGCUGCGCAACGAGGAUACUUUCCGCACGUUCUUGGUUGCUUGUGAAACCAACUCAUUCACAGUUGAAACUCUUCCGUUCGAGUCUACCCCAUCAGAAGACCAGACGGGCUUCUUCCAUUCGACCAGCAUCCCGAUUCGGACGUAUCGGAUUACGCGGAGGCAAUGA